Symbiodinium sp. CCMP2592 is the source of this 1707-nucleotide messenger RNA. The record is from the annotation of a GenBank genome assembly. Lineage: Eukaryota; Dinophyceae; Suessiales; Symbiodiniaceae.
AUGGCAUUUGGCAUGGCUCCGCGGACCGAGAUGGAUCGCGAGCAAGAAGCAGGCAAAUCUCUGGGGAAGGGCUUUGAUUGGCUUUCACGGGCUACUCCAGAGCCAGUUGACGGCCAUCCAACAGGUGAUGGCGCUGAACCAGGCACUCACCAGGCAGCUGCAAGGCAGCAAUGGUGUUGGUGGCGCGCAAGGACAAGUCGCCAGGACGGAGGCGUCGCGUGCAUCCUCGUCGCCUUUGACGGAGCCGCUGCUGCCGAUCAGCCCUGGGGCAAGUCCAAGUCACCAGUCGAAGGCUUGCAUGCCAACGGCAUCGACUUGGAGCGGAGUCCGCUCGGAGCACGGCCUCAGCUGCCUGUGUCGUUCUCCCGAGAUUCGCUACGCAGCCAUGCUUUGCAGUUCGGCUCGCGCUGCAGGCGCGCUGCGUCGAGGUUGGCAGUGGAGUCUCCGAUGAGCCCGACGAAGAGUAUUUCCAUGUCGCGACACCUCUCGAAGCCGGUGCUGACGAAACCGAAGGAGAUCAAAUCCUUGGCGAAGAGCGUCAUGGACAGCAUCAACAACAAGGACGUCCUCGAUCCGGAGAAGCUUUACUCGAAGACUGGCUGCUGUCAGGCCAUUGCUCGAAGCUCUGUCUUCAAGUCUUUCACAAUGGCGAUGGUCCUGCUGAGCACCUUCUGGAUUGCCAUCGAUACGGACUACAACCAGGGGCAGGGGGCCGGGGUGUUCUUCCUCAUGGACAACGUGAUUUGUGCCUACUUCUGCUUCGAGAUCACCAUCCGAUGGCUCGCCUACCAAGUGCCUCGGGAUGCCCUCUCCGAUAACUCCUUCCUCUUCGACCUCUUCUUGGCUGUGUCCAUGGCCGUCGAAACCUGGGGCUGGAUGCUGAUGGCCGCCUUUGUCGGCUUCGAAAAGCAUCAAUCCUCACCAGGCAUCACCCCGUCACUGCGAGCGCUGCGAUUGAUACGGAUUACCCGCGCCUUCCGGAUGAGCCGAAUCUUCCGCUUCGUCCCGGAGCUGAUGAUCCUUCUGCAUGGCAUGUUCCAGGCGAUCCGCUCGGUCCUCACGACGCUCCUCCUGCUCGUUCUUGUAACAUACACCUUCGCAGUGGCCAUGACGCAGCUGCUCCAGAACAAGAGCAUUGGUGGGGGGCGCUUUGAUAGCGUCCCUGAAGCCACAACUUUCUUGCUGCUGCAGACACUCUGCGGUUUCGAUUAUCACUUCAUGAUGGACAUGAUGAAUGCGGAUGGGCUUUCCUUCGCCUUUAUGCUCGCGUACCAGCUGAUAGGCUCCCUCACGCUGAUGAACAUGCUUAUCGGUGUCAUGGUGGAUGUCGUUGGCAACACCGCCCAGAUAGAACAGGAGGAGCAGAGCCUCAAGACCUUGAAAAGAGACAUCGCCGAUGUUGUGAAGCUCACCGAUGAGAAUGAGGAUCAGACGGUGACGUCCGUGGAGUUCAAUCACAUGAUCCAGAAUCCAGAAGCGGUUCGGAAACUGUACGAAGGCGGUGUCAACGUCCUAGCUCUGGUCGACUACGCCGACUUCGUCUUCAGAGACACGCCGACUUUGACUUUGGAGGACUUUGUCGAGACUGUGCUGCAGUUCCGCGGCAGCAGCCAGGCCACCGUCAAGGACGUCGUGGACCUGCGUGUGUACGUUUCCAAGGAGCUCGCGAGGCUGGCGGCAGAGACGACCGUGCCUGCGGCAGUCUAG